AAUCUUUCCCACUGAUAAAACCAACCCAACCAUUUGUAGACAAGAUAUCUUCCCCAUUAACAGGAAUUUAUCCCAUACCCUCUCUCUUUCUCUCUCUAUUCUAUUUAUAUGUGUAUGUGUAUAUAUAUAUAUACAAUUCUAAUUAUAUAUAUAUACAUGCACAAACACUAUAUACACACAGUUGUGUUUACCCUUUUCAGUAACCAAACUCAUACUUAGAUGAAGCAUUUUGUCAUCAACCUUCCAUUCAAUGUCUAUAUAGAGUCUAAUCCACUUGCUGCACAGAACAACAAACAGACCCAAUCAUGUACUUGUCCGAAAGACCUCGUCCAAUCGAUUUCUAUAAAGAAGAAGACGAAAAUCGAGACAUGAUGAUCGAGGUCGCUUCCAAUGGCGUCUUGCCACCUCAGCAGCAGCAGCCUCCGCCGCCGCCGCCGCCGCCGCAGAUGAUUCUCGGCGACAGUAGCGGCGGCGAAGACAGCCUCGAGGUCAAGGCGCCGAAGAAACGGGCCGAGACUUGGGUCCAAGACGAGACUCGGACGCUGAUCGGUCUGAGGAGAGAAAUGGAUGGUCUGUUCAACACUUCCAAGUCGAACAAGCACUUGUGGGAGCAAAUUUCGUCCAAAAUGCGGGAAAAGGGCUUCGAUCGAUCGCCGACUAUGUGUACUGAUAAGUGGAGGAAUUUGCUGAAGGAGUUCAAGAAGGCUAAGGUGCAAGAUAGAGGCGGAAAUGGGUCUGCCAAGAUGUCGAAUUACAAGGAGAUUGAGGACAUUCUUAGAGAGAGAAACAAGAAUGCAGCGCACUACAAGAGUCCCACAACUUCGAAGGUCGACUCGUUUAUACAGUUUUCUGAUAAAGGUAUCGAGGACACUAGCAUCACAUUUGGACCCGUGGAAGCUAGUGGCAGGCCAACACUUAACCUGGAAAGGCGUUUGGAUCAUGACGGACAUCCUUUGGCCAUUGCUGCAGCGGAUGCAGUCGCAGCAAGUGGAGUUUCUCCUUGGAAUUGGAGAGAGACCCCAGGAACUGGUGAGCAGGGUACCUCAUUUGAUGGGAGGGUUAUAUCAGUCAAGUGGGGAGAUUACACCAAAAAAAUCGGUAUUGAUGGCACUGCAGAUGCGAUCAAGGAAGCAAUCAAGUGUUCUUUUAGGUUGAGAACAAAGCGUGCAUUUUGGCUGGAAGAUGAAGAUAAUAUAGUUCGGACUCUUGACAGGGACAUGCCUUUGGGGAAUUACACUCUUCACCUUGAUGAAGGCCUGACUAUAAAAGUGUGCCUGUAUGAGGAGUCCGAUCACAUGCCAGUCCACACAGAGGAUAAGACAUUCUACACCGAAGAUGACUUCCGUUACUUUCUGUCCCGUCGGGGCUGGACAUAUCUGAGAGAGUAUAAUGGGUAUAGGAACAUCGAUACUUUGGAUGAGCUAUGUCCUGGUGUAAUAUAUCGUGGUGUGAGUUAAAAGGCAGAACACACCGCAUUGCACAAGAUUCUUACUCUGCACAGGAGGCUUAGGGAAUAGACUAAGGUAUCUUGCUAUGUUCAUCCUCUGUAAGUGUCCCUAUGAUCUUGGAGAGUUUCGCCCGAUUGUAUUCGAUGUGUCAUGGAAUACAAAACUGUUGUUCCUGUAUAAUUUUAUUUCUAAAUAUCAUAGCCUGGAGAAUUCAUAAUUGUUAAUAUAGUUUUGAACUUCAAAUUUAA
Messenger RNA from Cornus florida, 1696 nucleotides. RefSeq names its product trihelix transcription factor GT-4-like. Bases 306 to 1457 code for a protein of 383 amino acids. Lineage: Eukaryota; Viridiplantae; Streptophyta; Magnoliopsida; Cornales; Cornaceae. The record is from RefSeq and is a predicted model, not a curated record. The transcript is spliced from 5 exons.